Molecule: messenger RNA, 2394 nt
Organism: Suillus paluster
Lineage: Eukaryota; Fungi; Basidiomycota; Agaricomycetes; Boletales; Suillaceae
Product: GTPase-activating protein gyp7
Exons: 12
Coding region: 1-2394 (797 amino acids)
Biological process (GO): activation of GTPase activity
Molecular function (GO): GTPase activator activity
Source: RefSeq, a predicted model, not a curated record
AUGGUCGAGAUUCAGCAUACCCAAAGCGAGAACAGUAGUCCUUCUGGAGAGGAGGAGAGCAAAUACCGCCUUCUCUACAGUAAAUCCAAGGUCUACGUUAAUCCAACCGCGUACGCCAGAGAUAACAUCCCGGGUUUCGUAGCUCUUGUUAAGCGCGAAGCUGUGAAUCCUACAUACUUGCUUGCAUGGAUUCCAGAGACUUUGCUCAACGAGAAGGGAACCGACGAAUGGGACAAGUUUGUGAAGAUUGAGGAGAAGGCGACUCUGGACGAGGAGGACGAAGAUGCGGUUUUGAUUGAUCUUCCUACUCAAAGACCAGAGUCCUAUGCAUUCUCGGUCCCUCUGACUUCGAUAUACUCUCUUCUUGUUCAUCCGCCCACCCUUUCAUCAUGGUAUGGUACGAUUGGUAUAAACCUCAUCAACAGUUCGACGCUCCCAACGCUUCACUUCCACGAUGACGAGUCGCUUUCGAUGACGCUACCGUCUCGACGUACUAGGCGUAACUCCACUAGUGCAUACCCUGCUUCCACGUCUUUACGACCAUCUUCUCGACCCUCGACUUCAUGGGGAGGCGAGGAUUUACUCUCUCGUCUACGAUCUUAUGCCCACCUUCUCCGCUCCACCUUACAGCCUUCAUUAUUUAUCGUUGACCCAUCUAAAGCUGACAUAGACACGCACACCACUCAGUUAUUUGACGAUGACGCCGUGGACGAUAUCCUUGGGCAAUCAUCCUAUGCUUCUUCACAUUCACCUGUACCUGCUCACAGGCGACCGCGUCCAUUAUCUAAUGCCUCUUCAAAUCCACCUCCCAACCCAUAUUCCACUCGUUCAUCCGUUCUGCAUCGCUCUCUUUACCCGCCCUCCAUCUCUACUACUCAGUCCAGCUCACAAGCACGGAUGGCGCUGCUGCAAUCCUUUUCAAAUAUCACUAGAGCAACACGCCACGCUGCGCAAAACAUUCUUUCACAUCCUCUCGCUAAGCCAAUCGUCCCGCACCUCCCGGACCCUGUCAGGAGUCUAGUCAAUGUUAAUGGCGACUUGGAAUGGGGUAGUUGGGUGGAGAAAGGAGGCGUUGGCGAGUUUGAGAGCGCAAGGGUGUAUCUUGCUCGUUGGGCCCGCAUACUUCCCUCCUCCUCUUCGAAUGUAGUUGAGGAGAUAUCUCCGUUGGGUGUGUUCGAGCUUCUUCACUCUACAAUCAACCUUCCCUCUCCCAAAACGUCUCGAGACCCGGCACACCCAGUAGACGAGGCGCUUUGGGCGAAGUGGUUUGCUGCAGAUGGACGGCCGAAAGUCAGGCUUGAGGAGAUGCGGCGCCAGGUUUUCAGGAGGGGCAUCACACCUCAUGGAACCCUCAGGAAGAAAAUAUGGCCCUUCAUACUCGGUGUCCACGAAUGGGAUAUCACUGGUAGUGAGAGGGAACAGAAAUGGGAGGAGAAGAGAAAGCUAUAUAACCAGAUCAAAGACGAGUGGUGUGGCGUGCCUGAGGUCUUUGACCGAUCGGAUGUCCUCGAAGAACGUCAUCGUAUUGAUGUGGAUUGUCGUCGCACAGACCGCACUCAGCCACUCUUCUCCACCGCCUAUGAGGAUGCAGAUGUCAACGGCGGAAAGGGGAAUGGGAAUCGCCGGUACACGACGAUCUCUCCUCAGAUGUCGGACAUUGGUGCGCAAUCUCCCAGUAAUGAGCACAUCGACCGUCUCGCAAGCAUUCUCCUCACAUACAACUUUCAUAACAAAGAGCUUGGUGAGCGCAUUUGUAUUAUCCGUUCAUAUGCGGGGAUGUCGGACCUCUGCGCUCCUUUGUACGUUAGAAUGACCUUCUGGUGCUUUGUGGAGGUAAUGAAUCGCAUGAUUCAAAACUUCCUUCGAGAUCAGAGCGGGAUGAAGAAGCAGCUCUCGACGCUCCAAGAGCUGAUCAGUGUCAUGGAUCCCGAUCUAUAUCGACAUUUAGAAAAAACUGACGGUCUCAAUUUGUUCUUCUGCUUCCGAUGGGUCCUCAUUGCUUUCAAACGCGAAUUCCCCUUUGACGACGUUUUGCGUCUAUGGGAGGUUUUGUGGACGGACUAUUACAGCAACGAUUUCGUUCUCUUCGUCGCCUUGGCAGUGUUGGAGUCCCAUCGGGAUAUGAUCCUACGAUAUCUUGUAGAGUAUUGCAAUGAGCUCAGCAUGACCAUUGAACUCGAUUCUACUCUCGCCCAGGCCGAGGUCCUCUUUCUGUCCUUUGCUCAGCUCGUUGCAGACAUUGACAGAAGGAGAGCGGAAGAAGCCACUGAUUCCACGACUAGUGUGCUACGACGACGAGGGACGACUAGCUCCGAGGGAAAAGCGUCUCUGUCAAAGGUAGCCAUGCCUACUCUGAGCGACAACCUCAGGGACCUGUUAAAGGCUGGGCGCUGA